Prunus dulcis (almond) is the source of this 1025-nucleotide messenger RNA. RefSeq names its product cell number regulator 7-like. The record is from RefSeq and is a predicted model, not a curated record. NCBI's taxonomy places the organism in Eukaryota, Viridiplantae, Streptophyta, Magnoliopsida, Rosales, Rosaceae. The transcript is spliced from 4 exons. The coding region runs from base 606 to 1025 and encodes 139 amino acids.
ACCAAAUGGCAAAGCCAUGAAAAGAAUUAGUUGUAAAUUAUAUGCGUCGAAGUAUAUAGAUGUGUGUCAAUUCAAACUCUACCUCAAUAUGCGUGAUUAAUAAUGUAAUCCAACAUCUUAUUUAAAUUCGUAUAUGGAUAGCAUCAAACUUAUCCGUGUUGACCUAUUCUUAUUAUAACUCAAUUGCUCUAACACUUAAUUUUUAGUCCAAUUAACAUAUUCCCAUUGUUGCUGUUGAUGAUUUGUUUUAUCGUUAAGGAAUUUGUUCCUUUUCAUUUUUGUUAUCUAUAUGGACCUUGCCAGUGUCUUUUGUUAGAGGAUAUCCUGGCUGUCAGUAAUGGGUCAACUUAACAUUAAUUUUCUCGAAGAUAAAACAAAACAUGGCCUGCUCUACCAUGAGAAGAAGCAUAUAUAAUUAAUCAAUGUCACAGGCGAACUGCCAAAGACGUUGUCUCUUCAAAUGUCGUUGGAUGUAGGGGUGAGGGCUUGUGGUGUAUAAAUAGAAAAUCUUGGGAACCUAGUAACCACUAACACUUACCAUUUUUUCUUGGAUUUGUUCUGCAUUGCAUUUGAAAAGAAAAUUAAUUAGUUUGCAUUGCGAAAGCAUGAACGUUGAAUAUGGCCAUCGCCCUCAGCAGUCUAAAUGGUCGGGUCGUCUUUGUAACUGUGGAGAAGAUGUUACUACAUGUUGCAUGUCAUGCUUUCUCCCAUGCAUCACCUUCGGCCAAAUCGCGGAAACUGUCGACGAAGGACGAAGUUCUUGCGUUACCCAUAGCAUAGUGUACGGGUUGUUGUUCACGAUUCAGUGCCAUUGGGUCUACUCAUGCUUGUACAGAGAGAAAUUGCGCCAAAAAUUUGGUCUGCCAGAAGAGCCUUGUUGUGAUUGUUGUGUUCAUUUCUGCUGUGACCCGUGUGCCCUCUGCCAAGAACAUGCUGAGCUCAAAUCUAGAGGCUUUGACCCCUCCAAAGGUUGGAUUGGGCCACCAACUGCUGCUCCACAGAUGCCUCCUUCCAUGUUCAAAUGA